Molecule: messenger RNA, 1594 nt
Organism: Poecile atricapillus (Black-capped chickadee)
Lineage: Eukaryota; Metazoa; Chordata; Aves; Passeriformes; Paridae
Gene: NOXO1
Product: NADPH oxidase organizer 1
Exons: 8
Coding region: 138-1592 (484 amino acids)
Biological process (GO): superoxide anion generation
Molecular function (GO): superoxide-generating NADPH oxidase activator activity; protein binding; phosphatidylinositol binding
Source: RefSeq, a predicted model, not a curated record
UCUCUGCCCUGCCUCCUGCUCCAGGGUAUUUAACCUCGGCAGGCAGGGCUGGAGCUGCAUCUCUGCUCCCUGCAGCUCUCAUCCUUCCCUCUCACAUCCCUCGGGCUCCCUGCCAAGGACGAGCAGCGCUGGGGAAGAUGAGCUGCAAUAGGUACCCCGUGGAUGUCAAAGCUGUCGGCUUCAUGCAGUGCAGAAAACAGAAGAACUACAUGAUGUUUGUGUCCUGGUCAGAUCAGAACAACAUUCUCAUCUACAGGACGUUUGAAGACUUUAAGAAAUUCCAUAAAGAGCUGAAGAGAAAAUUCCCCACUGAGAGUGGGUCACUGAGGAGUUUACCCAGGUUUAAAGGUAUAACUAUGCAGCAGAGAAAGGGUGGGAAGCUGAACAGGUGCCUGGAGAUCCUGAAACUGCUGGAAACGUAUUCCCAGGAGCUGCUGAAAACAGAUGUGAAAAUCUCCCGGGGUGAAGAGGUGAAUCAGUUUUUCAAGGCACAGACUCAAGACCUCGAUCCCUCCUUCCCUGAAAACAGUGUUGUGAUCAUGCCAUCAGUAUUCAGAAGAGAGAAGAACCCCCAGCCCCUCUCCAUCACCCUCCCUCAGGCAUCGCAGAGCUACCGCUGCAUCGAGGCCUUUGAAACCAAAGACACGAAGAACAAACCCUUCAGAGUGGCUCAGAAGGAGAUUGUGGAAGUGCUAAUCCAGGACAUGACUGGCUGGUGGCUGGUGGAAAAUGCAGACAAGCAGAUAGCUUGGUUCCCAGCCUCGUACCUGGAAGAGCUCGAUGCCUGUGAGGACAUCCAGAAUGACUUCAGCUCAGACGAGGAGGGCAGCCUGUACUUUGUGGUGCAGUCCUACGAGGCUCAGAAUGCAGACGAGCUCUCGCUGAACCAGGGGGUGGUCGUGGAGGUGCUCAGGAGAUCCCACAACGGCUGGUGGCUGAUCCGGUACAAUGGCUGCACUGGCUACAUGCCCUCGCUGUUCCUGCGGCCCUACCAGAACCCUCACCACAAGCUCCAGACCAUCCUGAGCUGUGGCCCCAAGGCCACCACGGUGACCCUGCAGGGAGCAGCGGGGCCCCGGCCCGGCCCGGCCCGCGAGCAGCGCUGCGGCUCCCCGAGAGGCAGAUCCCGCUCUCUGCCCAGGGCCAGCUCCACCCCAGAGCUGGAUUUGGACAGUUCCUCCCUGAGCUCAGCGAGCAGCAGUGAUGGGGACACCCGGCUGGCCUGGAAACCCGACUUGUCACGGUCGCUGCCCGAGGUGGAGCAGGCCAGGAGCUCUCCUGCCCCGAGCCACGGCCCGGCCACGCUCGGCAGCAAAUCCCCGCGCCUCAGAGCCAGGGACAGGAACGACUCCGGCUUCGUGGAGUCCCCCACAGCCGAGCUCAGCUCAUCCCUCACUGAGCCUGAGCUGGCCAUGGGUGUCCCCAAGGUGCCAGCCCGUCCCUCGGCCCACGAGAUCCUGCAGCGCUGCAGCACCGUCACCAAGCGCGCCGUGCAGCAAUCGGCUCCCCGGGCAGCCCUGACACCCCCAGCUGGCACUGGUGUCCCUGGGGUGGGGACAAAGGACAUCCCUGACACCCCCAGCUGCCAUUAGUG